UAAUCUUUUCACGGAAUUAUUACCCUGCUAAACAAGUUAUAAGAGAGAAUAUUGAAAACUUUCAUGAAUUAAGCAUUAGUUUUUCUUCCUUCUUUUUUUUAUCACAUGUUUUUUUUUACUUCUGCACUCACCGCAAAUCCAAAGUUGUCCUUGGUUAGUCCUUCCUUCAGUUGUUGGUUUCUCAAGCGGCACGUGUGAAAGAAGUUUAUUUAAAGAAGUUCCUGUUGUUUUAAUAAAAAAUGGAUCCUAUUCGUGUUCUCGUAACUGGAGCUGCUGGACAAAUUGCUUAUUCUCUUUUGUAUUCUGUUGCAAAAGGAGAUGUGUUUGGCCCAAAUCAGCCUUUGUCACUACAUUUAUUGGAUAUUGCCCCUAUGAUGGGAGUAUUAGAGGGUGUAGUUAUGGAACUAAAUGACUGUGCAUUUCCUUUAUUGAGGGAAAUUAUACCUACUGCUGACGAGAAGGUAGCUUUUUCUGACAUUGAUGCAGCAUUUCUUGUUGGAGCUAUGCCACGAAGAGAAGGAAUGGAACGUAAAGAUCUGUUGGCUGCUAAUGUUAAAAUUUUCAAAAGUCAGGGCAAGGCUUUAGACCAGUAUGCUAAAAAAGAUGUUAAAGUCUUAGUUGUUGGGAACCCAGCUAAUACAAAUGCUUUCAUUUGUAGCAAAUAUGCUCCAUCAAUUCCAAAAGAGAAUUUUUCAGCUAUGACCAGACUUGACCAAAAUAGAGCUACUUCACAAAUUGCAAACUUGUUGAAGGUAAAUGUAAGUGAUGUUGCUAAUGUCAUCAUUUGGGGCAACCACUCAUCUACUCAAUAUCCAGAUGUCUCUCAUGCUAUUGUUAGCAUAAAUGGAACAGUCACAGGCGUCCCUGAUGCUGUUAAAGAUGAUGGUUAUCUUCAAGGCGAAUUCAUUACAACUGUACAAAAAAGAGGUGCUGCUGUUAUUGCUGCCCGUAAGCUAUCUAGUGCAAUGUCUGCUGCCAAAGCUGCAUGUGAUCACAUGAGAGACUGGUUUGCUGGCGUGUCAGAAGGCCGAUUUGUUUCUAUGGGAGUAAUAUCUGAUGGCUCAUAUGGUACCCCUAAAGAUGUUAUCUACAGCUUCCCCGUGACAAUUGGACCAAACAAAAAGUGGAACAUUGUUCAAGGUUUGCAAGUGAAUGACUUUUCCCAAGAAAAGAUGAAAAUCACUGGUGAUGAGUUGCUUCAAGAGAAAGAGGAAGCUCUCUCUGUCUGCCAAGAUUGACAAAUUGCUCCCCCUACAGCCAAUUUAUAACUGAGAUUUCCCUCACUUGUAGCAAAAGCAUUAAAAGGGAUUUUUUUCAUCCCAAGCUUUUUCAAGCAACGAAAGUCUAUUUUAUACCGUUAUUACUCCUAUGGAACUUGAUCAAAAUAUUACGGUGGUCUAUGGAAUUAUGAAAUAUUAAUUCUUUAAUUAGGCAUAAAUUUCUAGUUCCUCCUGUAAAAAUAAUUAAUCCAAAAGACUUACUUCAAAAUUAUUUGAAUACACUUUUAGAUGCCAGUCAAUUUAAUCAAUGUAGGCUGUAGGUUGGGAAUUCUUGCACAAAAUCAUUAGUUUUAAAAAUUCUUUAAAUGCAUUUCAUUUUACUAUACUUUUUUUUUUCAUGUCUUGUAUUUACUUAAUCAAAAGGACAUUAUUUAAUGUUAAUAACUAUUUUCAAUCCUUUAUCUCAAGUUCUUUAAUGGAUUGUAACUAAAUAAAAGUUACACUAUUACAUUCUAAAUUUUUGUAUACUAUUGUUACGAAUGUUUAAAUGUUUAAAAUCAGUUAUAUUUAUUGACUGAAAAUAUCAAAUGAAAAAAAAUAUUUUUAUAUAUUUUAAAUGUACUGAUUUAAUGUUUAAAAAAAAAAAGGUGCAAUAUGUAUAAGAGAUUUUCAAAGCUGAAGAAUCUAGUUUUCCUUUUUUAGAUACUUAAAUUCACAUUGUAUGCAAAUUAUGAUAGAGAACCAGUAAUUUUUGUAGCAAAUAAAAAAAUUCUGAAAUAA
This is a messenger RNA of Uloborus diversus, 2000 nucleotides long. RefSeq names its product malate dehydrogenase, cytoplasmic-like (gene Mdh1). Gene Ontology annotation, biological process: malate metabolic process; tricarboxylic acid cycle; oxaloacetate metabolic process. Gene Ontology annotation, molecular function: L-malate dehydrogenase (NAD+) activity. NCBI's taxonomy places the organism in Eukaryota, Metazoa, Arthropoda, Arachnida, Araneae, Uloboridae. The record is from RefSeq and is a predicted model, not a curated record. The coding region runs from base 240 to 1238 and encodes 332 amino acids. Gene Ontology annotation, cellular component: cytosol; mitochondrion. The transcript has 8 exons.